This is a messenger RNA of Eruca vesicaria subsp. sativa (arugula), 1047 nucleotides long. The record is from the annotation of a GenBank genome assembly. NCBI's taxonomy places the organism in Eukaryota, Viridiplantae, Streptophyta, Magnoliopsida, Brassicales, Brassicaceae.
AUGGAAGGAUUAGAAUCGGUUUACGCGCAAGCUAUGUACGGUAUGAACAGACAGAACAAAACCAUGGAGCAUCAAGGAUCAGAUUUGAUCUGGGGAGACAAUGAGCUGAUGAUACCUCGAGAGCUCUGUUCUUCCUCAUCUCAUCAGCUCAUUAAUCCCAAUCUUGGCAGCUGUUUCAUGUCUGAUCUUGGAGUCAUUAAUGAGAUUCAACAUCAUCAUCAUGAUGUCGGAAACAGAGCUGCUUCGUUAGAUCCAUCAUCGCUGGAGUGUUUGUUAUCAGCGACGACGAACACUUCGACGGAAGACGACGAGGGCAUCUCUGCGCUUUUCUCAGAUUGUCAGACCCUUUGGAGCUUUGGUGGAGGAGUCUCAUCUGCAGAGUCUGAGAACAGAGAGAACACUACAGAGACAACAACAACAACAAAGCCUAAGUCUUUGAAGAGAAACAGAGACGAGACAGGAAGUCACUUCCGUCUUGUCCAUCAUCCUCAAGAUGAUGAUACAGAGAAAGGAAACUUCAAGCUCAUAUACGAUGAGAAUCAAUCAAAAUCCAAGAAACCAAGAACAGACAAAGGAGGUGGUUCUUCCAACAUCAGUUUCGGACAUUCAGCUUCUUUGUCUGAUAAUGUCGAGCCUGAUGCAGAAGCGAUCGCGCAGAUGAAAGAGAUGAUAUACAGAGCGGCUGCGUUUAGACCGGUGAACUUUGGAGUGGAGACUGUUGAGAAACCUAAGAGGAAGAACGUGAAGAUCUCGACGGAUCCUCAGACCGUGGCAGCGAGGCAGAGGAGGGAGAGGAUAAGCGAGAAGAUUAGGGUUUUACAGACAUUGGUUCCAGGUGGGACUAAGAUGGAUACUGCUUCAAUGCUUGAUGAGGCUGCUAAUUAUCUCAAGUUCCUUAGAGCGCAAGUAAAGGCUUUGGAAAACUUGAGACCCAAGCUUGACCCAACUACUCUCUCAUUCUCAUCUCCUAAUUCGUUUCCUUUAUUCCAUCCAUCUUUUAUUCCCAUGCAAAACCCUAAUCAGAUCCAUCAUCACCCAGAGUGCUGA